This is a messenger RNA of Plenodomus lingam JN3, 189 nucleotides long. RefSeq lists its product as uncharacterized. The record is from RefSeq and is a predicted model, not a curated record. Lineage: Eukaryota; Fungi; Ascomycota; Dothideomycetes; Pleosporales; Leptosphaeriaceae.
AUGAAGGGGAGCAAGGGUGGAGAGGAGGGUCUGGGCACAACUUGCGAGUGCACUUUUUCUCCGCCCUGUGUCGAUCCAGCAUCGGCUCCAGCAGAAGACGGCGGAGCGGGAAGUGAAUGCAACGCCUCUCUUCAUUGGUUCCAAAGCCCCUCCCCCCUCCCCUUCAGCUUGGCUGUCCCUUGUCAGUAG